This is a messenger RNA of Durio zibethinus, 2352 nucleotides long. RefSeq names its product ubiquitin domain-containing protein DSK2a-like. Gene Ontology annotation, biological process: ubiquitin-dependent protein catabolic process. Lineage: Eukaryota; Viridiplantae; Streptophyta; Magnoliopsida; Malvales; Malvaceae. Gene Ontology annotation, cellular component: cytosol. The record is from RefSeq and is a predicted model, not a curated record. Gene Ontology annotation, molecular function: polyubiquitin modification-dependent protein binding.
UUGCUUUAAUUUUUGUUUGUUUUUCUACAAAAAAACUAGUUUCUUUCUCUCUCUCUCUUUCUUUUUCUUCAGCACAACACAAACUCUACUCAGUCUCUCUCCCUUUAGUCCUUCCCUUUUUUCAGGCUUUAGGGUAUUUGCUUUCAUCUGCCGGAAUUUUUCCCUCUUUUUUUUUUUUUUUUGAUUAAAGAGUGUCGAAGCGCCUCCCAAGUUGGGGGGCUUGAGGAGCUGCGGGAGACUAUGAGAGGAGGUGAUAAUAGUGCUGCUACGGAAGAGGUCAGCCAAACCAACGCCGGAGAUGGAGUGACCAUCAACAUCAGAUGCUCCAACGGAUCCAAAUUCUCCCUUCAGAUCAACCUCGAUUCCACCGUCGAUUCCUUCAAGACAGUUCUUGCCCGCAACUGCGAUAUCCCCGCUGAUCACCAGCGUUUGAUUUACAAAGGUCGGAUCUUGAAGGAUGAUCAAACCCUUCAAAGCUACGGGUUGGAGGCAGAUCACACUGUCCACUUGGUUCGUGGUUUUGGACUACCACCAACAACCAAUGCAGCUGGAUCGAUCAGCUCUGGGGCUUCAAACACAGCUCAAACAAAUACAAGUGCUGUUGGUUCAGAUGAAGCUGGGGCACUAGGAGCCGGGGGGGCUGGUCUAGGAGCUUCACUGCUUCCUGGACUUGGUCUUGGUGGCUUAGGUGGCAGUGCUGGUCUACUUGGAGCUGGGCUCCCAGAUUUUGAACAAGUGCAACAACAAUUGACUCGGAAUCCCAACUUCAUGAGAGAAAUAAUGAACAUGCCUGCUGUUCAGAAUAUAAUGAAUAACCCUGAGAUAAUGCAAAACUUGAUCAUGAACAAUCCUCAAAUGCGAGAAAUCAUUGACCGAAAUCCUGAGCUUGCACACAUACUUAAUGAUCCAAGUACUCUCAGUCAAACACUUGAAGCUGCAAGAAACCCUGAGCUCAUGCGUGAAAUGAUGCGAAAUACAGACAGAGCAAUGAGCAACAUUGAAUCAUCACCUGAAGGAUUCAACAUGCUUCGACGUAUGUAUGAAACUGUUCAGGAGCCUUUUUUGAAUGCAACCACUAUGGCUGGGAGUACUGGACAUGAUAGCUCAAACCCAUUUGCUGCCCUCCUGGGAAGUCAAGGAGGAAACCAAGGCGGAGAUGGAUCAACUAACCAGUCCACCCCCACUUCUGGAACUAGUACCAAUUCUCCUGCUCCCAAUACUAAUCCACUACCAAACCCUUGGUCUUCUGCUGCCACUGGAGGUGCCCAAACUAACACAACAAAUUCGAACCAUAGUGUGGAUGCUAGGCCGCGGGCACCUGCUGGGUUAGGUGGUCUUGGUCUUCCAGAGUUUGAAGGCAUGUUUGGUGCUAUGCAGGAUUCUAAUUUACUGAAUCAGUUGAUGCAAAAUCCAGCUAUUUCACAAAUGAUGCAAAGCCUCCUGUCCAACCCUCAAUACAUGAACCAGGUUCUUGGUCUUAAUCCUCAACUUCAAAGCAUGCUUGAUUCUAAUUCUCAACUAGGAGAAAUGACGCAAAACCCUGAAUUUCUUCGUCAGUUGACUUCUCCUGAGACGACGCAGCAACUAUUGACUUUGUGGCAGUCUCUUCUUUCAGAACUUAGUCGGCCACAAUCAACCCAGGAACCUGCUCAGACUGGUGGAGCUGCAGGAAUGCUCAACAACAUGGGGUUGGAAGCACUGAUGACCAUGUUUGGCGGACUUGGGGAUGGCAGCUUGGCUGUUCCUAAUAUAUCUGAUGUACCUCCAGAACAACUAUAUGCCAGCCAGUUGUCACAGCUUCAAGAAAUGGGUUUCAUAGACACUCGAGAGAAUAUUCAGGCAUUAAUUGCCACAGCAGGGAAUGUUCAUGCUGCAGUGGAGCGGUUAUUGGGAAAUUCUGGUCAGUAGAUUGUUAUGGAUAUUUAUUAGUUAUGUGGAAAUUUGUGAGAUUGAAAAUGAGUUGUAUUCGAGGGAAGGAAUAAGUUUAGAUUAGGAUUAUAGUACAAGGGGCUAGAGAGGUAGGUGGGUCAGCGUUUAAGUGUCUUGUACAUCCUCGAUAUUAAGAUUGGUAAUUAAUGUGAAUUGGUUGUUAAAUUUGUUUAGCUCCGAAAUUUAUGUAUCAGUGGUCUAAUUUCCUUGAAAGAAACAGCUAAUGAGUGAAUAUAUGUAUUAUCUCAGCUGAUAGUGUUUUGUUGCAGUAGCUAAUGAGUGAAUGUAUGUAUCAUCCCAGCUGAUUGUGUUUUGUUGCUCAACCAGUUGGUAUAAGAAAUAUCGGAUGGAAAUGAAUUUUGAAUUUGCUAUAACAAAUAUUUGCAAAAUUCGGGGGAAUAGAGGAUCCUGGUGUUGUGUUUA